UGCCCGAAGUAAACACCACCGCGUCGCGAGCAAAACUUUACUGUCACCGAUGGAUGCAGCACUUUACAAGCGAAUAGCCCAGUUCCGACAUAAAAAUUAGCAAAAAACUUUCGACAUUUUGACGCAGGACUUGAUCUAAGCUCACUCGAAAAAUGUACGGGUUUGUUAAUUAUGCAUUGGAGUUAUUGGUGGUGAGAACGUUUGAUAACGAAACAUGGGAAGCUAUCAAAAAAGAUGCAGCUGUUAAUAUGGAUGGCCAAUUUUUGGUCCGUCAAAUUUACGACGAUGAAGUUACUUAUAAUAUUAUCGGUGCUGCGGUCAAUAGACUCAAAAUACCAGCAAACGACAUUCUUGAACUUUUUGGGAAAAUGUUCUUCGAGUUUUGUCAAGAUUCAGGAUAUGAUAAAAUAUUACAGGUGCUCGGAGCAACUCCCAGAGAUUUUUUGCAGAACUUAGACGCUCUUCACGACCAUUUGGGUACAUUAUAUCCAGGCAUGAGAGCUCCUUCAUUUAGGUGCACAGAAAGACCUGAAGAUGGUGCGCUGGUGUUACAUUAUUACUCUGACCGACCUGGGUUAGAAUACAUAGUUAUUGGAAUUGUUAAGACGGUUGCUAAAAAACUUCAUGGCACAGAUGUCGAAAUGAAAAUCCUUAAGACUAAAAAUGACGAUUGUGAUCACGUCCAGUUUCUAAUAACCGAACAGUCAGGCCCAGGAGUAGAUCAAAAACAAACAAUUGCCGAUAUCGAAUGCCUUUCAGUUGAACCAAAAGUUAGUCCAGCAACAUUUUGUAGAGUAUUUCCGUUCCAUUUAAUGUUUAACCGAAACUUGAGAAUAGUACAAACUGGAUGCACAAUCACACGUGUUAUCCCGCAAGUCUGCAGUGGUAAUUGCAAACUGAGCGAUAUUCUUUUAACUGUAAGACCACAUCUUGAAUUGACGUUUGAAAAUAUUUUAUCGCACAUCAAUACUGUGUACGUUUUAAGAACUAAAAAAGGAGUGAUGCAAGUUGAAGCUACAGAAGAAUACUCCUAUCUACGUUUGAAAGGACAAAUGUUGUACGUGAGGGAAUCGGACUCAGUUAUAUUUUUGUGCUACCCAAGCGUUAUGAACUUGGACGAUUUAACAAGGAGAGGCCUGUACUUGAGCGAUGUGCCACUUCACGAUGCCACGCGUGACCUGGUCCUAAUGUCUGAGCAAUUUGAGGCCGACUAUAAGUUAACGAGAAAUUUGGAGCUACUCACGGACAAGUUGCAGCAGACGUAUCGCGAGCUCGACGGUGAGAAGCAGAAAACCGACAGGUUGUUGUACUCGGUGUUGCCGGCCUCGGUGGCAAACGAGCUGAGACACUCGCGACCGGUGCCAGCCAAACGCUACGACUGCGUGACCCUUCUCUUUUCUGGCAUCGUCGGCUUCAGUGCAUACUGCGCCGCGCAUUCCGACUCAAGUGGUGCCAUGAAGAUUGUCAAUAUGCUCAACGAGCUGUACAUUGCCUUCGACGUACUCACCGAUCCAAUGAAAAAUCCCAAUGUCUACAAGGUCGAGACCGUCGGCGACAAGUACAUGGCUGUGAGUGGCUUGCCCGAGCCCUGCCGAUGCCAUGCGCGCUGCAUAGCACGUCUGGCCCUCGAUAUGAUGGAUCUGGCAGCCGAGGUGCCGAUUGAUGGCAAGCCCGUGAAAAUAACCAUUGGCAUCCACAGCGGAGAGGUAGUAACGGGAGUAAUUGGCCAUCGCAUGCCACGCUACUGUCUAUUUGGCAAUACUGUGAAUUUAACCAGUCGGACAGAGACGACCGGCGAGCCUGGCAAAAUAAAUGUUUCAGAAGAUGCUUACAGGUACCUGUGUAUGCCGGAAAAUCAGGAUCCACAAUUUCUGCUAGAAUAUAGAGGGCCAAUUAUCAUGAAAGGUAAAUCAGAACCAAUGAAUGUUUGGUUUCUUUCUAGAGAGAGGGAGUUACCAGCUUAAGCAACAGAAUGCAGAAUGCGCAGUACGUUCAAACAGCAUAUAUGGAAUUCUUCCUCAGGCAGAUAAUUACUUAUUAUGGGCAAUUUACAAUUUUUUUCCGUUCAAUAUAUUCCUCAUUCAAAGUCUAUUAUUUAAAAUGGAACGUUAAGCUCAAGAAACAUAGAAGAAUCAUUGUGAUAGAUUAAUUAAAAAAUAAUAGCAUUAUUCACUCCAGUAAAAUAGUAAAAGUUUAUGAAAAAACUUUUUGAUUCUCAGAUCCUUCGCUAACGAUUGUUCUUACUCAACAAUAGGAUCCAUAUUCUUUAUCCAUUCAAUUCUACAAAUAAAAAUGCAAUGUCCUCUAAAAAAAUAGUCAUAACAUUUAAGAGCACUAAUGGGUGAAAGGUGCGAUCGAAGUGAAUCAAAAAUUAUUAACAACUUUAUGAAAAAUCUCUCUUUGCUACGAUAGAUUCUUUUUAUAAAUGAUUUCAAUUUUAUUGUGAAAUACGUUGAUACAUACAAUGUAUUCAUAUAUAAUUAUAUAGUCUAAUUUAUUUAUAAUAGUUUUUAACAAUG
This is a messenger RNA of Trichogramma pretiosum, 2519 nucleotides long. RefSeq names its product guanylate cyclase soluble subunit beta-1 (gene Gycbeta100B). Lineage: Eukaryota; Metazoa; Arthropoda; Insecta; Hymenoptera; Trichogrammatidae. The coding region runs from base 153 to 1964 and encodes 603 amino acids. The transcript is spliced from 14 exons. Gene Ontology annotation, molecular function: heme binding; guanylate cyclase activity. Gene Ontology annotation, cellular component: guanylate cyclase complex, soluble. The record is from RefSeq and is a predicted model, not a curated record. Gene Ontology annotation, biological process: response to oxygen levels; cGMP biosynthetic process.